AUGUUGGCGUUGGCAUGCUGUCAGUUCAUGCAAUCUUCAAGCCAGUUAUCUCGAGGCCGACCGGCGCAGGAAUCAGACGAAAACUUGGGAGCCAAGAGUGAAGACUCCUUGGUUCUCGAUGAUCAUGUGGUCACAGCCAGAUCUCCGUCGAGCUUGUAUAGGCACAGUACGCCGGACGACGACGGGAAGACCACGCAGGGUUUUCGUACAAGAAAUUUGCCUACGUAUGGUACAUGUACAUGUAGAGGAAGUCGAGCUGCGGUGACAUGGCGGGUCGUAGGGUCAUCACAAACACGAGUACGAGAGCAUUACAAAUCUAACUAUAAGCGAAGCACGAUGACAGCGACUCUGCGCUGCCUGUUUUUGCGCAUGAUUGUGCCUCUCUUCUCUGUUUUCUGUAGCAUUCUCACUGAUAUAGCGGGAAAUCCGCUCGGUCCAAUUAUGCCAUUCUUCGUGGAGGCAAAGCGGCGCAGCGCUCCCCUACGAUACGUAGCCGCAAGAGAGCGCAAGCAAGCGGUCGCGCCGCCAAGCGUUGCGUGCUCAACUUCACCGCCGGCUGAUUUCGUGGAUGAUAGAACACAGCAGACCGCAGGCUCUUCGUCCAGCGGAACCGGCAGUGCGAUAAUAGGAAACAACUCGACUUCUCCUCGUCCUCACUGGUCGUGGUGGGGCUCACACGAUCAAAGCGAAGAACCGGGUGGACCUGAUUUAGGGAAGGUUCUUUUUUCUAAUACGACUGGUUGGUCUAACCUCGGUGAGCCGCCUCAUAUAGACCCUAGCAAUUUAGUGAAAGAGGAGCGGCAGACGGACGCGAGAAAGGCAACUUCACAGAGGAUAGUGGGAUUAAGAUCUAGAGCAGCUCAGUCUUUUAUUUCGUCAUUUGCUGGCCCGUGCGGAAGUAGCGGAAACAAUGGUGGUGUUGAUGCUCGUACCAGCUGUAGUAGUUGUUCUGCUUCUGCUGCUAGUACUGCGACCCUUUCACAAGGAGGUACUGCAACCGCGAGUAUGUCUGCGUCAUCCACUGGCUCCGCGUUGAUUCGUGAUACAGCGCAUCAGCUUGCCUCAGAAUGGGGCAUGCGACUGGCGACUGUCGCUAAGCCCUCUGGAAUGGCAAUGCGCGGUCCGCUGAUGCAUCCGCAUUGUAGCUCGAGCUCCUUUUCAUCGAUGCACUUCUUCUCUCCCGUGGUUAACGCGGCUGAUACAUUCAUAUCGAGAGUCAUAGCAGCAGAGCGGCAGCGGCAAGCAGAGAGCAGCGAAAGGGAGAGGACAUUGGGAGAAGCAAUAGAUAAUCCGACAACCGAAACACGAGAAGAUGAAAAAAAAGGCGAGAAGGCAGACCUUCAAGCGGAAGGAGAAUCAGGUUACCCGAAAAUGGUGGCAUCGACAUACAACCAUGCUCAUGCUGCACUUACAAGAGAAGUCGACGCGACUUGUGAUUUCAGUACCCUUUCUACGGAGCGCGGUGCUCCUCAGACUUGUGGUGUUGCAGCCUCGUACUUCGCCAAAGCGGAAAAGAAUUCACCUUCUCGAAUAGGUAGUGUGGUAAAUGUUAAGGCUCGACCAUUUGGAGUACAACCGGAAGAUCAGGAUCACAGAGACGAUGUAGGCGACCACGUAAUCGGCAACUAUAGAUUAGUGCGACCUGCGUCCGGUAAAUUUCCGGCGGAAACAGCCGAAUCUAUGGAGGAUCUUGCCAGCAUUUUUCCACCACACGCAUCUCAAGCAACUGCCGAGCUAGAGGUUGGCUCAUCGAUGUCGAGUCCCUUUUCGGGCAACGAUGAAAACGCUGUAACCCAACGUGGAGGCUUUUUGCGACUAUCGCGGAUUGCUCAGUUGAGAUACAACAACGAUACUUCGGAGAUGCUGUGCUGCCAUAUUAACGAAGUAGAUUCGCUAACCGCGGGGGGAGAAAACUUUCCAGUCGAAUCAGUAAGGUGGAACCAGCUUGGUGCCGUGCCAUCUCCCGACACAUCGCAAGGCAAAAUGAGUUCAGGUACUGCAGACAAUCCUCUUGACUUGACUUGAUCGGUCUGUCGUACCAUUGUGGUUUUCUGUAUCUACUCUGUCUCUAAAAGGCUUGGAAAUAAAGAACAAGUAAGAUUGCGUCUUUCAAUAACUUCCUUCUCCGGGAUGUGAAGACAGCUUUCGGAAAGAGCCGCACUAGCUGUCGGAAGAGAACAACUAAGAUGCAGAUUGAAUUUCUGUGUACAUUGAAUACUGCGGAUCGAGAUACGUCUAAAUAAAUCAACACUCGAAAUCAGAUUACAGCACGGCGGCAUCUUCCUCUGCGUCUGCACGCAGUUUUUCUAAGGACGAAGCUGCACGUGUGCAACCUGGAAAUCUUGAGAAUCGGAGCCCUAGUACCUCGAUUUCUUGUCUGGCAGAGUCCUUAGAUGGUUCAGAGGACGUAGUAGGGAGAGCCGAGGAUCACGAUCAUCAGGACAGUGGAGGUCGCAGCCUCACAAAGCUCGGACAGCUCAUGAAGCGGGGUAAUGGCGAUACUAGUAGUGCAGGAAUUUCUACGAAGCUGCAAGUGGAACAGGAUCAGAGCGGCUCUAUGGUACUCUCAGGCGAGCAACCCAUUGUGAAUCACAUGUCUUGGAAGUACAACGGGGAUGUUGAGGGUGAUUACCACGUUGGGUGGAGUGGUCAUGGCUUGGCAAGAACAAUCGAGCACUCACCGCAGGAUGCUGCUAAAAUCGCAAGAAAAACAAGCGAGAACAGUUCUCGGCUGAACCCUCUCCAUCUUGCAAACGGAUACAACGCAUUUAGCAACGAUGACAACAUGUGCCUUCACAAUGGCGACGCAGCUAGACCUACUACUAGUUGCAGUAGCAAAAAUCUUGUCAGCGAUCAGUUUCGUUCUCAACCUUCUUGUAAUGAUGAGCCUGAAAAACUCCCUGCAUUUUUUGAGACAACAUCGUGCAGGUGCGCUUCUGUUGUCGAGAAAAGCAUCGGUCCCUCCGAUCCGCAAUCUCGUUGGGAAAUGUCCCCAAAGAAAGCCCCUGGUAACGAAGUCGCGGGCCGCAAGAAGGGCUGUUUUUUCGAAGGUGGCAGUCAGAACCGACAUCUGCAGCUUCGACCACUGCCAGACGAGAGUGAUGCGGAUAUUUUAUCUCCAGAACCCUCUUCACAACCUCUCCUGCAGCGAUCGCUUUCCACACCGACAGCUCAGCAGACGGCGCUGGCGCUACGCAGAAGACGAGCGCAAACGGAGCAGUUACAACGGUCUGUGUCACACGACGCUGACGGAGUAACGACGUACGUUUCGCGGAGUGCGCCGGUGUCUCCAGCGAUGGGCCACGUGCCAACCAUGGUACAAGAGUGGGAGAAUCGUAUUGGGACGACGAAGGGAGUCCCUGAUGCACCGCGUCAGUGGUCGAUCUAA
This is a messenger RNA of Amoebophrya sp. A25, 3388 nucleotides long. The record is from the annotation of a GenBank genome assembly. Lineage: Eukaryota; Dinophyceae; Syndiniales; Amoebophryaceae.